AUGGCGGAUUCCGAGGUCGAUUUGACCGACGAUCAGAUUCAACAGCUGCUCCUUGAGGCAGAGACCCGUCUGCGAGGCCCCGUGCAGACGUCUACCCCUCAACGGUUACCCAAGCUCUCAUCGGGACCUUCUCUCGAACCGUAUGUCCGCGAGGAUGACGAGAUCGUCACAAUUCAUCCGGCCCAUCUCGUCGAUCCCAAACAAAAAGCCCUGUCGGUCUCCUUGCGCUCGGUAGCGACGAAGCAGCCCAGCAAAGACAAACCUACAGCUGGGCCCAGUUGGUUCAAUCUGCCCAAGACGGAGUUGACUGCCGAACUCAGGAGGGAUCUUCAGCUCCUUCGCAUGCGUUCCGUGUUGGACCCCAAACGGCAUUACAAGAAGGAAAAUGGCAAGGCCAAGCCACCCGAGUUUUCUCAGGUGGGGACCAUCAUUGAGGGCCCAACGGAGUUCUUCAGUGGCCGCAUUGCAAAGAAGGACCGAAAGAAGACUUUUGUCGAGGAGACCAUGGCGCUGGAGCGGCAGAACAGGCGCUUUGCAUCCAAGUAUCAGGACAUCCAGCACACGAAACAGAGUGGAAAGAAGUCUUUCUACAAGAACCUACAGGCAAAGAGGAGCCGAAAGAACAAGUGA
This is a messenger RNA of Penicillium lagena, 630 nucleotides long. Its product is annotated as Fcf2 domain-containing protein. Gene Ontology annotation, biological process: RNA processing. NCBI's taxonomy places the organism in Eukaryota, Fungi, Ascomycota, Eurotiomycetes, Eurotiales, Aspergillaceae. The transcript has 3 exons. Bases 1 to 630 code for a protein of 209 amino acids. Gene Ontology annotation, molecular function: RNA binding. Gene Ontology annotation, cellular component: nucleolus. The record is from RefSeq and is a predicted model, not a curated record.